AGAGCCUGCUUUGACAGCCCCCCGCCCUACGCGCCAGUAACCACCACGGACGAAUACAAAUACGGAGCUGCUGGCUCUCUGUCAUUCAACGAGAUAUUAACCUUACAGAUCACUUCCUUGAGAUUAUUUCUUCUCCAAUUAAAAAAUAUAUUAGCAAACCCUCUUAGCAAACAUGGCGCCCAACAGAAUCGACAUUCACCACCACUUCGUCCCGGAUUUCUAUAGAGAAGCUGUUAUCACGUCUGGGGGAGAUCCCUCGGGUUGGUUCAUUCCCGACUGGACCCCCGAGCUCGAUGAGGCCGUCAACAAAAAGUUCGGCAUCACAACGACCAUCUUAUCUCUCACCGCUCCGGGGGCUUGCAUCCUCAAGGAUCGUGAUGCCAGCGCAGCCCUGGCCCGCAAGACCAAUGAGUAUGCUGCCAAGCUCCGGGACUCCAACCCCAAAAAAUACGGCUUCUUCGCCGCCCUCCCCAACAUCCUAGACGAGGAUCUUGCCUUGGACGAGAUAGCCUACUCCCUGGACAUACUCAAGGCUGACGGCGUCACUCUCUUCACCCGCUACGGCGAGGACAACCACUACCUGGGCCACCCGGACUUUAAAGGUAUCUGGGCGGAGCUGAACCGGCGACAUGCCGUGGUGUUCGUGCAUCCAACGCACCCGGUAGACAUCAGCCAGGUGAGCGGGAUGCCGCAGCCGGUGAUCCGGUACCCGUUCGAGACGACGACGACGGCACUGGACAUGCUGCACAACAAGACGGGGCGCAACAACCCCAACUGCAAGAUCAUCCUCUCUCACGGGGGCGGCACCCUUCCCUACCUGAUCGGCCGCCCGGCCAGCAUCUUACCCAAGGGCCAGGAGGAGCUCGAUGCCUUCUGGGACGACGCCCGAAACUUCUACUACGACACGGCGGUGGCGGGCACGGAGAACGUGUUCAAGGUUUUGGAGACGUUUGCCAAGCCGGGCCAUCUCUUGUAUGGCAGUGACACGCCCUACGCGAACAACAGCAUCAUCGACUUCCACACCAGCCGGCAGGAUAGCUACAAGUUCCAGGACUCAAAGAUGCAUGACAAGAUCAACAGGGAGAAUGCGCUCGAGUUGAUCCCUAGACUCAAGGAUUGAAAUGGGUUCGAUUUUCCAGGAAUUAGUUUGAAGCAAACUGUGUAGCUAUGUCCACUGGGUAUUUACUUUUGACUGGUGGCAAGAUAAUUAGUUACCAAUGAAGUUGAACGUCGGCAGCCCAACAGGCG
This is a messenger RNA of Phialemonium atrogriseum, 1248 nucleotides long. Its product is annotated as amidohydrolase 2. Gene Ontology annotation, molecular function: hydrolase activity; carboxy-lyase activity. NCBI's taxonomy places the organism in Eukaryota, Fungi, Ascomycota, Sordariomycetes, Cephalothecales, Cephalothecaceae. Bases 173 to 1120 code for a protein of 315 amino acids. Gene Ontology annotation, cellular component: cytosol; cytoplasm. The record is from RefSeq and is a predicted model, not a curated record. The transcript has 2 exons. Gene Ontology annotation, biological process: secondary metabolic process.